AUGACGACUACCUUUGCACUUCUGUACCCUAUUUCGGAAGUGCGAAAACCUAUUUCCUCCUUGUAUCUGCCGUUCACUUUUCUCCUCACCCUGGUACUAUUUCUCCUUCCCAACCAGCGACGUAUAUCGACACUCAUACUCCCCGUUUUGGCCUUUCUAUGCCUAGACUCACCCUGUUAUACUUUUGGCAAUCCGUCGGCGGAAUAUUAUCAGAGCUCGGCGUUUGUUGCGAUGCCGGUGUGGUUCGUCGAAUUCGCCAUUGUGAGAUUAAGAGGCGAGAACGAUGCACCUGUGUUUGUUGGCAGGCAAGACAAGAGCAAAGAUACUAGACCCAAACGCCUUGAGGACUGCCGAAACGUGCGAGAAAAGCUGUUCUGGGCCUCUGCAUUGAUGUUUCCUUCGCAUCGAGGCAUUGGGUGGAACUGGCAGAUCAAGAACGUUCCUCACGAUCCUAACCAGCAUCUUAAGAUCUAA
Molecule: messenger RNA, 474 nt
Organism: Ascochyta rabiei
Lineage: Eukaryota; Fungi; Ascomycota; Dothideomycetes; Pleosporales; Didymellaceae
Exons: 1
Coding region: 1-474 (157 amino acids)
Source: RefSeq, a predicted model, not a curated record